Messenger RNA from Humulus lupulus (European hop), 2412 nucleotides. Its product is annotated as pentatricopeptide repeat-containing protein At5g39680-like. Gene Ontology annotation, molecular function: RNA binding; protein binding; zinc ion binding. The record is from RefSeq and is a predicted model, not a curated record. Bases 72 to 2210 code for a protein of 712 amino acids. Gene Ontology annotation, biological process: RNA modification. NCBI's taxonomy places the organism in Eukaryota, Viridiplantae, Streptophyta, Magnoliopsida, Rosales, Cannabaceae. The transcript has a single exon.
GGCCCGUGAAAUCCAACAUCGAUUGAGAAGACUACUCUCGCCAUGAAGAUAAGUGUUAUUGACAACAAACGAUGGCGAUUCUUAAAGCUACACCGAGGAAAUCUCUUGUGUUUUUUAAUGACAAGCUAUAUAUAUCGAAUGCUCCAAACCACAUAACCUCCCUUGCUGACCCAGUUAGGCUCCUGAAAUUUGCUACCGGUACUAGAAACCUUAAGCUCGGAAAAAUAAUCCAUGCCUAUUUCGUCGUUAUUUCAAACAAUGCAUUCAGUAACGGCAGUGGUGUAGUUCAAACGAAUUCUCUGAUCAAUUUAUACGCUAAAUGUGGUCAAAUUCAGAUUGCCCGCCAGCUGUUUGAUAGUAUGAGUGUGAGAAAUGUGGUUUCCUGGAGUGCAUUAAUGGCUGGUUACUUGCAUAAUGGACGUGCCUUGGAAGUUCUUGGCUUGUUCAAAAGUAUGUUUUCGGUGGAUCAUGUAUGUCCUAAUGAGUUUGUAAUGACCACUGCUCUUUGUUCCUGUUCUAAUGGUGGGAAAGUCCAAGAAGGCAAGCAGUGUCAUGGUUAUAUUUUAAAGUCUGGAUUGAUGUUUCAUCAGCAUGUGAAGAAUUCCCUUGUUCACAUGUACUCAAGGCUUUCGGAUAUGGAAGGGGCUAUAAGUGUUUUCAAUACAGUACCAGCUAAUGAUAUUUUUACUUAUAAUUCAUUAUUACACGGGCUACUAGAACAUGGGCAUCUAAAGGAAGCAGUACAAGUUUUAAGUAGGAUGGUGGGUGAGUGUGUGAAAUGGGACAGUGCUACUUACGUUACUGUUUUUGGCCUUUGUUCUAGUCUUGGAAUUUUGAGAUUAGGUCUACAAGUUCAUUGCCAAAUGUUGAAGACUGACAUUGAGCAUGAUGCCUUUGUUAACAGUGCAAUCAUGGAUAUGUACGGCAAAUGUGGCAAGCUCAUAAAUGCAGUGAAUAUUUUUCAACGCUUGUUAACUCGUAACGUCGUCUCCUGGACAACAAUCAUGGCUGCUUAUUUCCAAAAUGGGUACUUUGAGGAAGCUUUGAACCAUUUUGUGAAUAUGCAAAUAAAAGAUAUUGCACCAAAUGAAUAUACUUUUGCUGUGUUGUUGAACUCAAGUGCAUCUUUGUCUGCUCUGAGACAUGGAGCUCUGUUACAUGCCUGUGCUGAGAAGUCAGGUUUUAAGGAUCAUGUCAUUGUUGGAAAUGCACUGAUCAAUAUGUAUGCCAAGAGUGGCCACAUUGAAGCAGCGAAUGAAGUAUUCUCAAACAUGAAUUUUCGAAACUCCAUUACCUGGAAUGCUAUGAUAUCUGGGUAUUCCCAUCAUGGGCUCGGCAAGGAAGCUCUAAAUGUGUUUCGAGACAUGAUGAUGGUUGGAGACUAUCCUAACUACAUAACAUUUGUUGCUGUACUUUCUUCAUGUUCCCAUUUGGGUCUGGUUCAACAAGGGUUCUAUUAUUUGAACCAACUGAUGAAACAACUUGGCAUUGAACCUGGAGUUGAGCACUAUACCUGCAUUGUUGGGCUUUUGAGCAGGGCUGGAAUGCUUGAUGAUGCUGAGAGUUAUAUGAGAUCUGUAUCAACCAAAUGGGAUGUCGUUGCCUGGCGCACUUUACUGAAUGCUUGUUAUGUGCAACGAAAUUAUGACUUAGGCAAGCGAGUUGCAGAGAUUGUUGUAAAGAUGGAUCCUGAUGAUGUGGGAACAUAUCUACUGUUAUCAAAUAUGUAUGCCAAAGCAAGCAGGUGGGAUGCAGUUGUGAAGAUUCGAAAACUCAUGAGGGGAAGAAACAUUAAGAAAGAACCCGGAGUGAGUUGGGUAGAGAUAAAAAAUACUACCCAUGUCUUUGUUUCAGAGGAUAACUCGCACCCAGAAUCUAGACAGAUUUAUGAAAAGGUAGGGGAGUUGUUGAACAAAAUCAAACAAUUGGGGUAUGUACCAGAUAUUGCUGCAGUGUUGCAUGAUGUAGAGGAUGAGCAGAAAGAAGAUUAUCUUAGCUAUCAUAGUGAGAAGCUGGCCAUAGCAUAUGGCUUAAUGAAAAUGCCUUCUGAAGCACCUCUCCGUGUUAUUAAGAACCUCCGGAUGUGUGAUGAUUGCCACUCUGCUGUGAAAAUGAUUUCAAAACUCACAAACAGAAUAAUCAUUGUUAGAGAUGCCAAUCGUUUCCAUCACUUUCAAAAUGGAUGUUGUUCUUGUGCAGACUACUGGUGAAGAUAAUUUAAAUGAGCUAAAGCAGCAAAAUUAACAUCAUGGUCAGUGGCGGCUUACUGGCUUCGUAUCAGCAUCAAUGACACCCUGGCAUACUCCUGAAUGCAUCACUCUUGACUAUCUUGUGUGUGUUCUUUCUAUAAUUUGACCAUCCAUCAACAAAUUCUUCUUUCAAAUCUUGAAACUUCAGAUCUUAUUUGAGUCA